Messenger RNA from Penicillium bovifimosum, 306 nucleotides. RefSeq names its product signal peptidase complex subunit 1. The record is from RefSeq and is a predicted model, not a curated record. The transcript has 3 exons. Gene Ontology annotation, biological process: protein targeting to ER. The coding region runs from base 1 to 306 and encodes 101 amino acids. Lineage: Eukaryota; Fungi; Ascomycota; Eurotiomycetes; Eurotiales; Aspergillaceae. Gene Ontology annotation, cellular component: endoplasmic reticulum membrane; signal peptidase complex.
AUGGAUGAUCUACUCGCGCCUAUUCAAGAUGCCCUGGAAGGCCAAAUUGACUUCCACGGCCAGCGUCUGGCAGAGCUCCUUUCUACAGUUUUGCUGAUUAUCUCCGGGGCUGCCAGUCUCGUCAUCGGAUACACCUACAAAGACAUUUACCUCACGUUAUGGACCGGUUUGGCGGGCACAUUGUUCACAGCUCUCGUUGUCGUCCCACCCUGGCCUGUAUACAACCGCAAUCCAGAGAAGUGGCUUGGCUCAACGGGCGGGAAACCAAACCCACGCAUAACGGUGGACGGCGUGAAGGUGCAAUAA